GACAGCUAAUCGAGUAAUAGGAUUGAAAAUAAAAGCAGGGUUAAAUCCAGGGGAGGGAGCAGAGGUUGGGUAUAAAGGCAGAGCGCGGGAGGGGAAGCAUACAGCCAGCCUCACAUCGCUGACGCAUUACACAGAAAACAGGAGGAGGAAACUCGCGAUCCCAGAACACACCCAGGCCACAACCCUUACAAGCAGACAUGACUGCAAAAGUCUAUAAGAAAACCAGCCCCAACACCAAGCUCUCUCUGUACUUGGGAAAGAGAGAUUUCGUAGACAAUGUGGAUUCUGUCGAGGAAGUUGAUGGGGUGGUGCUGGUGGACCCCGAGUACCUCAAGGACAGGAAAGCGUACGUGGUGCUGGCCUGUGCAUUCCGCUAUGGGAGAGAUGACCUGGAAGUGUAUGGGCUGUCGUUCAGGAAGGACAUCUACCUGCACACUGUGCAGGUGUACCCACCCACCGGAGAGGAGAAGAAACCCCAAACCCACUUGCAGCAGCAGCUGCUCAAGAAACUGGGCGAGUACGCCUACCCCUUCAACAUCACGAUACCAACUAACCUGCCCUGCUCAGUCACCCUGCAGCCCGGCCCUGACGAUGUCGGCAAGUCCUGCGGGGUCGACUUUGAGGUCAAGGCGUUCUGCGCGGAGAACCUGGAGGAAAAAAUUCACAAAAGGAAUUCAGUGCGGCUCAUCAUUCGGAAGGUGCAGUUCGCUCCCACCAACACAGGGGAGGCCCCGAAGGCAGAGAUUGUGAGGCAGUUCAUGAUGUCGGACAAGGCCCUUCAUCUGGAGGCUUCUUUGGACAAGGAGAUCUACUACCAUGGGGAGACCAUCCAAGUGAAUGUGAAAAUCACCAACAACACCAACAAGAUUGUCAAGAAAGUCAAAGUGUCAAUUGAUCAGAUGACAGACGUCGUGCUGUACUCCCUGGAUAAAUACUCCAAGACCGUGCUGUCAGAGGAAUUUGCUGACAAUGUGAACGCUAACUCCACCUUCACCAAGGUGUACAGUGUCCUACCUCAGCUCUCCGACAACCGACAGAAGCGUGGCCUGGCGCUGGAUGGCAAGCUGAAGCACCUGGACACUAACCUGGCAUCAACCACCUUACUGCGGCCCGGAAUUGAUAAGGAAGUAUUGGGAAUUCUAGUGUCCUACAAGCUGAAGGUCAACUUGAUGGUGUCUCGAGGAGGCAUCUUGGGAGAUCUCACUGCCAGUGAUGUUGCCGUGGAGAUUCCUUUCACUCUGAUGCACCCCAAGCCCAGCGAAAGCGUCAGCCAGGAAGACAUUGUGAUCGAGGAGUUUGCUCGUCAAAAUCUGCACGGAGAGAAGGAUGACGAAGAGGAGAAAGAGGAGAAAGAGGAGGCCUAAGCAGCAAGGCCUGUCAGAACCAGGCCAGGCAGGUGGACAUACAAAAAGACAGACAGAGACAGACAGGCAGAUGGGCACUCCUGGACCGACCACACCAGCUUUUUGGCCCAAGUUAAAAAGUGUUCUGAACAUGCAAACAAUGCUCAGUUACUAAAUAAUAAAGGUAUAUUCCAGGUGCAGAUCACCUUCCUUGUUUAUUGGCAGUAUGGUUUAUUCCAAUGAGAUUUUGACACAGCUUGCAUUAACCCCUAGUGUCAAUUAAUGCACUGUCCCCCCUAGUCUGAAGAAGCCAAGAGCACUGCAGAGACGAAUAAAACUGUUAGAACUCUUAAUGCGAACUUUGUGUGAUUUUUGAAAAAACAUUGCUUUAACAUUCCUUUCUCCAGUAUAUUACAGCAACAUAUAAAAAUGAGGGACGUUUAGGGAAGUUAUAAAGCUUUUAACAAAUAACACUGGAAUACAAAUAUUUUUUACUUUUCAAAGUGCUAGUUGCAGUGGGGUGUGGAGCGGGACUAAUGUUCAGGUUAAACUAGUCAGUUUGAUGGGUGACACUGCAGUAAUACACCACAAUUGCCUAAAAUGCACAGUUUCUGCACUUGCAACUCACAUCAUCAAGGUAACGCCGGCCUGUUCAGCUUGUAUUUAUUUAUAAAUACCUUGUUCAAGGCUUUACACUUUUUAAUAUAUUACUUCUAACAAGUCUCCGGU
Polyodon spathula (Mississippi paddlefish) is the source of this 2072-nucleotide messenger RNA. RefSeq names its product beta-arrestin-1-like. Gene Ontology annotation, biological process: G protein-coupled receptor internalization; visual perception; signal transduction. The transcript is spliced from 17 exons. The record is from RefSeq and is a predicted model, not a curated record. Gene Ontology annotation, molecular function: G protein-coupled receptor binding. Lineage: Eukaryota; Metazoa; Chordata; Actinopteri; Acipenseriformes; Polyodontidae. The coding region runs from base 198 to 1364 and encodes 388 amino acids.